AUGUCAGCUCCGCCUUCCCCUAAACCUUCGGUCGAGUCCGACGACCGUCCCAGUACAAGCGAAAGCGUACGACAGUCGAAGAAAACCGGUCACACUCGCAGCAUUUCAUUUGAAGAUACAAAGGCACGCGAUCACAGCCCACGUCGGCGCUCGAUUCAGUUCAAUGUGGGCGCCGCGGAAGCCCAACUCCCUACCCGCUCGCUGAGCUUCAAGGAAAAACGGCUAUCUUUCGGAGGGGAACACUUGAUUAAAGAGGAAGAAGACGAGGUAGACCGGGAACAACGUCACCAAUCCAUUCCGCGCGGGUUGUCACCCCCACCGCCAAAAACAUACGAACGGGGUGUUUCAUUCGAUACAUUUGACAAUCGCGAUGCUCCCAACUUUUCCCUGACUCUAAACUACAAGCAUAAAGGAUAUCAAAGUACCCGUCGAAGUCGGACCUUUUUGUGCGGCACAGACCAGAACGACUACUCCGACUUUGCGCUAGAAUGGCUGAUCGAUGAACUGGUCGACGAUGGUGACGAGAUUGUCUGCCUUCGAGCAGUAGAGAAAGACUCGCGCAUGGCGAGCGAAGCGGCGAUUGAAGAAGGCAAAUACCGCGAGGAGGCUAAGAAGCUGUUUGAGCAGGUCAUGCAGAAGAAUAGCCAAAACGAAAAGGCAAUCAGUCUAGUUUUGGAAUUGGCUGUCGGAAAAGUAGAGGAAAUCAUACAGCGCAUGAUUCGUAUAUAUGAGCCUGCCAUGCUGGUUGUCGGAACACGAGGUCGCAAUCUCAAAGGCGUGCAGAGUCUCUUGCCGGGAUCCGUCUCCAAAUACUGUCUGCAGCAGUCGCCCAUUCCUGUGAUUGUCGUCCGUCCAUCACCGAAACGGGAGAAAAAGAAAAAGAAGCGACGCGCAGACCCGACCCGACGGAGCUACAACCAUAUCCUCGAGCUGAGCGAAAAGCGUGGUAGUGGCCUUUUCAACCCCAAUGCCAGUACAGAAAGCGAGGUCUCCAAGCUACCCGAUGAAGAAGCUGCUGUCGCCAAAGCGCUGGGCCUCCCAGCCUCCUAUUCCCGCGCGAACUCCCGCAGCUCUCUGUCUGUAUCAGACCGCAGUAGUAUCAGCCAAGACGACUCUGAUUCUCCGUCUCCCGUUCCAUACUCGCUCGAUUCAGUGGUGAUGAAGAGCCCAUUGAAUGGCAGCCCUGCUAGCUCGGAAGAAAGCGUGAAUGUCAGCGAAGAUACGCAAAGGGCAAUGUCGCCAGGGCCACCGGCUCGAUCGCGUUCACCACCACCUGAAUAUGACUCGGCAGAUGACACAUCUUCGAUAACACGGACUUCCACCGCAGAGAAGACCGAUGGAGAAGAUUCAGACCCCGAGACAUCCUUGCCUCAGACUCGCGUUUCCAUCCCCGUGAUCGAGGUUUCCAACGACCAGGAGAAAACAGAACCACAGGAACAAUAA
Messenger RNA from Penicillium waksmanii, 1443 nucleotides. Its product is annotated as universal stress protein. NCBI's taxonomy places the organism in Eukaryota, Fungi, Ascomycota, Eurotiomycetes, Eurotiales, Aspergillaceae. The record is from RefSeq and is a predicted model, not a curated record. The coding region runs from base 1 to 1443 and encodes 480 amino acids. The transcript is spliced from 3 exons.